AUGAAAGUUAUUGUCAAGACCUUCUUUUGGCCCCUUAUUUUCGUGAGUUUAGUUCAGCUGGCUUCAUCCUCUCUUCAAUUUGUCCUUCCUGUUUUGAUCCAUCAUAUUUUGGCCUAUAUCGAGUCUGAGGAUGAAACUAUACCACGAUCGCGUGGUGUAAUCUUGGCGUUGGGCAUGUUUGUGGUCAACAUCAUGGUAUCCUUCUUGUCGGGACAAUUCAAUAAGCAGAUCACUGAGCUAGGCCUUGAAGUUCGAAGUGCGCUAAUUUCCAUGAUCUAUCGUAAGGCCUUGGUCUUGUCUCCCAAGAGUAGAAAUAAUAAGGGUUCUGCAGGUGAAAUCACUAACCAUAUGUCGACUGACGCUGAGAAGUGGACCAAGGACCUUUUCUGGGUUAUUUGUUGGGUCACCGUUCCAUUUGAAAUCCUGGUCGCUUCAGUCAUGUUAUACAAUGUCUUGGGGUGGUCAGUACUAUGCGGUCUCUUUACCAUCGUGGUGAUUACUCCAAUUCAAGGCAAAGCAGGCAGAUUUUUCGAUUCCGCAGGCGAUGCUCGGUUGGAGGCCAUGGAUAGCCGUGUUCGCAUCAUGAGCGAGUUGUUGUCCCAUAUCAAAAACAUCAAACUGUAUGGCUAUGAGCCUCACUUCAAGGACAAGGCUACAUCUUACAGAGAGCAAGAGAUCAAUCUUUUGCGUCAGACAGGCAAGGUUAUGUCUCUCUUGACGAUUAUUUUCACUUGCUUACCUUUAUUCAUGGCGUUUGUCUCGUUUGCGGUUUAUGCCAGUGUCGGUGGCCCUGGUUUCACACAAGGUGAUAUGAAUGCUCAGGUGAUCUUUGUCAGCGUCUCGCUAUUCUCGCUAUUGUACAGGCCUAUCGGAAUCAUGUCGCGUCUGGCAGAAUCGACCAUUGGCCUUCGAGUGGCCACUCGUCGUGUUCAAAAAUUUUUGCUCAAGGAAGAACAGGACCCAUUGGCGAUUGAGCGUGAUCCCAAUGUGCCUAAGGACCCUAAUGUACCUCUUAUUCAGAUCGAGAAUGGAACCUUUGCUUGGGCGCCCGAACAUGAAAAUCCCGCAGAGGAGGAUAACGAUGCUGGCGGUGGUGAUAAUGAUGAUGAGAGUAGUCAGGAGCAAAUAACAGAAACAACAGCGCUCUUGACUGCAGAACAGAAUAGCUCCAAUGGCCCGGCGCUAGUGGGCAUCAAUGCUUCAUUUGCUCGUGGAUCUCUGACAGCAGUAGUAGGCCGAGUUGGGCAAGGCAAGUCAUCGUUGCUGAGUGCAAUGAUUGGCGAUAUGUAUAAGCGAGAAGGUCAUGUCCGAAUCUAUGGAUCGGUUGCCUAUGUACCACAGCAAGCCUGGAUUAUCAAUGCGACUGUCAGGGAUAACAUUGUUUUUGGAAAGCCAUUUGAUCAAGAAAGAUACGGCCGCGUCUUAUUUGCUUCAGGAUUACUCCCAGAUCUACAAGUCCUGGCUGCUGGAGAUCAAACAGAGAUUGGAGAGCGUGGCAUCAAUCUUUCUGGCGGCCAAAAGCAGCGUGUAUCCUUGGCUCGUGCAGCUUACUUGAACGCGGAUAUUUAUCUCUUGGAUGAUCCUCUCAGCGCUGUGGACGCUCAUGUAGAUCAACAUCUAUGGGAGCACUUGCUUGGUCCAACAGGUUUGCUCAAGGACAAGACUCGUGUCUUGGUUACACACGGAAUCCACCAUUUAGAGCAAGUUGACCAUAUUUUGCUGAUCAGGGAUGGCAGAAUUAAGGAGGCUGGAGGCUAUACGCACUUAAUGAAAGCCAACGAUGUGUUUUACAACCUCAUCAAGGAGUUCUCAAUUGGAAGGAAGAAAAAAGUCAAGCAUGCUUCUACCUCAUCCAAUACUACCGGGGAUGAAGAUGAGUCUUCUACCAUUGCCGAUGAAGUCGAUAGUGUCAAGGGUGGCGGAGAGCAUGAAGCUGCUGAUGGUGGGCUUGUGGAUGAGGAAAAUACCCAAGUCGGUAUCGUUGGAUGGAGUACGUUCAAGGCUUACUGUGAGGCGAUGUCCUAUUACUACUUUACAAUCACCGUAUUGCUGUACUUGGUUUGGGAAAUAUUCCAGCAGAGUGUACCUUUUUGGUUGGAAUACUGGACUCGAGUGGCUAAUACGACAACUCACACCGUGAUCUACUUUUUAUCGGUGUAUGCAGCUUUGGUCAUUGCCUACAUUGCUGUGGAUGUGUACCUGACUUACGUCUCCAAUGUCCAUGCCUGUUUGAGAGCCUCCAUAGUUCUUCAUGAAAACUUACUUGCACGCGUCCUUCGCCUUCCUAUGUGCUUCUUUGAUGUCACUCCUCAAGGACGCGUAUUGAACAGAUUCUCAUCCGAUAUCUCCUGCAUUGAUGAAACAGUGCCCGAUAGUUUUCUUAGUCUUUUGACCUGUUUCUUCAACUUGUUGGGGACAUUAUUCAUCCUUACUUUCGCCACACCAGCAUUUAUUGCAACUCUUCCUGUUAUGGCUCUGAUCAUUCUUGUGAUUCAACGGUACUAUAUUAAGACCUCGAGCAUGCUUCGCCGACUGGAAUCCAUCUCAAAAUCACCCCUCUAUCAGCAUUUUGACGAGACGUUAAACGGUGUCUCCUCAAUUCGAGCAAUGGGUAUUCAAAGCCGAUUCAUUGACGAGAAUGCAGCCCGAUCGGACCGAUUCGCGAAUGCCUAUUACUCGUCAAUGAUGAUUAAUCGAUGGCUCAAUGUUCGAUUGGAGGCCCUCUCUACGUUAUCAGUUCUGAUUGUUGCCUUAUUAGCGGUUGGGAAUAAGGAUUCAUUGAGCCCCAGUAUUGCAGGCCUUGCUCUUAGCAACUCUUUGAGCUUAACUUACAACGUGAUCUGGACUUUGAGAUCAUACUGUGAUCUAGCAGGAGAUUUGGUAGCGGUGGAACGUGUUCAUGAGUAUUCUAACAAGCGUACAGAGGCACCCAACUCUAUCGCGAUUGAGUUGCCUCACAAUUGGCCAUCUCAAGGUCGAGUUAGCUUCAAGAAUUAUUCAGCAAGGUAUCGUCAAGGGUUGGACUUAGUGAUCAAAAAUGUCUCGUUUGAAGUCAAUCCAGGACAGCGAAUUGGUAUCGUAGGUCGAACAGGUGCAGGCAAGUCAUCUCUGACAUUGGCCUUGUUCCGUAUUAUUGAAGCCGCAGACUCUUACUGGGCUCGCGCAAGCGCUCAAGACGGACAUUUUAAUGAUGGCACCAAUGUUGAACCCUUAAUUGAUGGUGGUCAUAUCGAGAUUGAUGAGGUUGAUAUUUCAACAUUGGGACUGAAAGAUUUGCGUCAACGUCUGUCAAUCAUCCCACAGGAUCCCACGCUCUUUUCUGGCACCAUCCGCGAAAACUUGGAUCCAUUUGAUCAAGCGACCGAUGCAGAGAUCUGGGAAGCUUUGGAUCGAGCUCAUUUGAAGGACUAUAUUUCUUCAUUGACGAAUGGACUCUCGUUUGAAGUUGCACAGAAUGGGGAGAACCUCUCAGUAGGACAGAGAUCGCUAUUGUGUUUAGCUCGUGCGCUGCUUCGCAAAAGCAAAGUACUAGUUUUGGACGAAGCAACUGCAGCUGUGGAUGUGGAAACGGACGAGCUAAUCCAGAAGACGAUUCGAAAGGAGUUCCAGGAUCGAACAAUUUUGACGAUUGCUCACCGCAUCAAGACUAUUAUGGAUUACGACAAGAUCCUAGUCUUAGAGAAGGGACAAGUCGAGGAGUAUGAUACCCCUGCCAAUUUAUUGCGAAAGAAAGGACUGUUUUACAGCCUGGCUGAACAGGCUGGUGAGACUCAUUAA
This is a messenger RNA of Lobosporangium transversale, 3777 nucleotides long. RefSeq names its product P-loop containing nucleoside triphosphate hydrolase protein. Gene Ontology annotation, molecular function: ATP hydrolysis activity; ATP binding; ABC-type transporter activity. The record is from RefSeq and is a predicted model, not a curated record. Gene Ontology annotation, biological process: transmembrane transport. Bases 1 to 3777 code for a protein of 1258 amino acids. Lineage: Eukaryota; Fungi; Mortierellomycota; Mortierellomycetes; Mortierellales; Mortierellaceae. The transcript is spliced from 4 exons. Gene Ontology annotation, cellular component: membrane.